Molecule: messenger RNA, 1848 nt
Organism: Trichomycterus rosablanca
Lineage: Eukaryota; Metazoa; Chordata; Actinopteri; Siluriformes; Trichomycteridae
Product: platelet glycoprotein V
Exons: 1
Coding region: 1-1848 (615 amino acids)
Cellular component (GO): plasma membrane
Molecular function (GO): protein binding
Source: RefSeq, a predicted model, not a curated record
AUGUGGUUCAUCCUCCUUCUACUGAACUUGGCGUCACAGCUUCCCAUCUGUCUUUUUUGCCGAAGUAGCUGUGAUUGCUUUGAAAAUGGAGAUGUUGCGUGCAGAGGGGAUAUAGCUGAAAUACCAUCUGUGGAUGCCACUCAAACUUUCCGCCUCAAUCUCAAUAACACCCAUAUUACAGUUCUUACUGCCCGAAGUUUUGAGCCUCUUCCUCUCCUACAGAGACUCAGAAUUAGCCACGGCUUUCUUACCACCAUCCACCCAGAAGCCUUUUAUGGAGCUUCUCAGCUUCGGUCAGUGGUGCUCUCAUCAAACAACAUAUCUGUUCUUCCUCCAAAAGUGUUUAGCAGUCUGGAAAACCUUGAACAGCUUCAUAUGGACAAGAAUAAGUUGUUUUUUCUUAGUGCAGACAUGUUUGAACAACUUCGCAAUCUCACAGAUCUGGACGUCAGCAAAAACCAAAUUACCCAGUUGGGUGACAAAGUCUUUCAGGAUUUGAUAAACUUAAAUCAUCUAAAUCUGUGUGGGAACUUACUUAAAACACUUCCUUCAAUGGUUUUCCAAAAUCUGACACACCUAAAAUCUCUGAUACUAUACUCCAACCAAUUGGAGAUUCUGGAGGAAGGUUCCUUUGAUGGACUAAAUAACCUACUGGUGCUCAUGCUGCAUAAAAACCAAAUCCGAAAAAUCCCUGCACGGCUAUUUUGGCACAUGCCCUCUUUACUGACCUUGACACUGUCUGGCAACCAACUCCAGUACAUACCAGCAGAAAGCUUUUACUAUCUACCCAACCUUACUAAGCUUACACUUUAUAACAACCCCCUGAUAACAUUGCCAGAUCAACUAGUGGGUCAUAUGCCAAGACUCCAGGAGAUCUAUUUGUAUUAUACUAAUCUUAAGACUGUUCCCUGGAACCUUUUUACUAACAUGACUGGCCUCAAGUCGCUGAAUUUACACAUGAAUGGCAGACUUAGCUCAUUGCCAAAGGACCUAUUUUCCUGUUUACACAAUCUUCAAAAGCUUUCUUUAAAAAACAACAAUCUUCAGGAUCUGCACCAAGACCAGUUUUCAGCCCUAACCAACCUAAAGAUCCUGCUGCUCAAUGAUAACAUGCUCAGUUCCCUUUCAGCAAAGAUCUUUCAAAACCUUAAAAGUCUUACAAAACUUGAGCUUAGAAGCAACAAACUAAGCUUCCUUUCAGGAAAUAUCUUUGUGGGUCCAACUGCACUUCAAUCGAUUACUCUUAAAGACAACAAAUGGAGCUGUAUAUGCAGUCUUCUCAACUUCACAACAUGGAUCAAUAAUAACCAAAAUAUAUUUGCUGAUUUAGAUGAUUUGUUAUGCCAUGAACCUUAUUACCUACAAAACUACCCAUUGGUGUCAGUAAAGUACAACAGUCUUCGAUGUGACAUUACCACUUUAUCCCAGGAUGUGUAUAUUCCUCAGACUACUGCUGCCAUUAGCAUGCCAAAAAGAACUAUACCACAAUCUUCGACUGCUACGGCUGGACAAAGUACAACCACCAGCAAGGUGCCCACCACUAAACUCCCAUCAACCUCAAGCCUUGAACUCUACAGCUUACUUUUGACCACCUCACCCACCUCCACUGAUGCAACACUCUUUUAUGCAUUUGAUGAUGCUGUUGUUCUUCAUAACAGUCCUGAUAUUGUUCACCAUAAUUGGCAUCAGAACUGGGUUUAUCUUUGGACAGUUCCAACUACUGGCCUGUACAGUGGAUUUAUGAUAGCUUUGCAUAUUGUUAUGUUAUUCAUUGGUGUUAGUCUGAUCAUAACCAGUGUUUAUGCAUUACAUUGUCUUAACAAAGUGAUGUGGGACAGCUGUUACUAG